AUGAAAGAAUUCAUUGCUAAUCGAAAACUUACCCCCCCAAUUAGUUUUCUGGAAAAGGUUUUAGGUAUUUCCCACCUUAAACACUUCUUCCAUCAUUCCCAAGGCUCUGUUAGAGAAAUCUACUUGACCCUUGGUGACACCGUAAUGCAAACCCUUUCAAAGGAGGCCAGGAAAGCCAAGAGCUUUGGUAUGCUGAUUGAUGAAGCUGAGAUAUAGCAGUGUCCUCCCAGCAGAUCUCAUUUAUCCAGUCUUGGGACCAAGAAAACUUAUCCGUUAGAAAAAUGAUCUGCCUUCUCAGAAUGUGCUAAAAGACGUUUUAAGUUGCAACUCAGAAGCCAUUACAGGGCUAGUUAGGAAGGAUUUGGCAGGCUGA
This is a messenger RNA of Porites evermanni, 373 nucleotides long. Lineage: Eukaryota; Metazoa; Cnidaria; Anthozoa; Scleractinia; Poritidae. The record is from the annotation of a GenBank genome assembly.